Molecule: messenger RNA, 9773 nt
Organism: Chaetomium strumarium
Lineage: Eukaryota; Fungi; Ascomycota; Sordariomycetes; Sordariales; Chaetomiaceae
Exons: 10
Coding region: 1-9558 (3185 amino acids)
Biological process (GO): protein deubiquitination involved in ubiquitin-dependent protein catabolic process
Cellular component (GO): cytoplasm; nucleus
Molecular function (GO): K63-linked polyubiquitin modification-dependent protein binding; cysteine-type deubiquitinase activity
Source: RefSeq, a predicted model, not a curated record
AUGAAUGUGUCGAUUGUCGAGUCUGCUGCAUCCGCAGCAUCGAGAAAGUCGCUGGAAUUUGCUAUAAACCACGUAUUUCUCCCACCGAGGACCCCUCUGGAAGAUGAUGUGAGCAUCCCCGACGAGCACACGCUCAUAAGUGUCUUCCUUGAAUCGAUCAAACAAUUUGCGAAGGACAAUCCUCUCGCGGGGUGUGACCGGCUCGGACCGACCAUCCGAAUGAUCGAGCGGUUGCUCAAGGUAAAGCCUGGACUGGAUGAGAAUGCGAAGGAGGCUCUCUUGCGACGGGUGAUUCUUGAGCUAGAUGAGGGCGAAUACGUCUUGCUUCACAUGCGAGCUCAGAAUGCUGGCCUGCUUCUCACGGGCCGUCGAGACGACAUCUUGGUCGAGGCUUUCGAACUUCUAGCACCCAACGAGGACGUCAUGUCAUGCGAGGGCCGCCUCGUCCGGCAUUUCCCAGACUGCGCUGCUGCUAUGCGCAGGGCGAUGCUGCAUGACUCUGAUUUUCUCAACGAGUUCACCAACGUGCUUCGUCAGCUGGAGCUCCAGGCGUCCUCCGUCAGUCUUCCCAAAUCUUCAAAAUCUGGGGCGAAACACGACGAGGAGCGCGACACCAACUCCCCAUUUCUCGUCACUGACAUGCUGAUGGGCGUCCUUGCCGGACUCGAAGGCAGCCAAGGCGUUGAUCCUGUGCGGAUUUGCAAGAGAAGUCGGGAACAAGUGGCCUUCAAGAAAGCUCGUCUUCCCUUUCACAGGUCGUCGACAUGGCUGCUUCUGCGGGUUGCUCUACGCUUGGUGCUGGACCGAGGCAGGUCUGCAGAUACGGACGCAUCUCCUUACAAAGCUCUCGUCACUUUCCACCACGGUCGUCUUCUAGAGCAGGCUUGCCAGUGCGGGCUCGGCGCUGAUAUCAGGUUUACCAUGGGGGCCAAGAUAGUCCGUCGGAUCAGCAAGCUCGAUCCUCGACACAACGUUCCCUGGCUGCAGCGAACCCAGGAGAUCAUUACCGCGAACAGUGACGAAUUACAGCGGCAAUGGCAGAUGGUUCAGAAAGAACAUGUCACAAUCGAGGAGAGCCGUCUCAAGAACCUUUGCUUCCAAAGCGAUGCUACGCUUCGUUUGGCCAACUUGGAACAACAUCUUUUGUGGAUCCAAUCGCGAUCUAUGAACGCUCGGGACACAGCCGGACCCGGCGACGAAACAUCGUACUCUCGAUUGCCUUCGGACAUUCUACCCAGUUUUGGUCACUUCCCUGCCAUAGACCGGCAAGGUUUUGUUCUCAUCGAACUGGAGUCGUGGAUCGAGUCGAAUCUGUGCUCUUGGGUCGACAGCCGGUUGGAGCUCUACAACAGCAGGCCUGCCGAGGCGGAAGGGGAUCUCUCGAAGCUCCAAGACCUCAUGACUAUGUACCGUAACAGCGCCAGUGACGCCUACACUGGGAAUCCGGAGGCCCUGUCCGUGAUGUGCUUGACUAUCAUGGAUCUGUGGGUCGCUCUGGACAGAAUCGCCGGGAAGACCACGCCCUUGCUUCUGGAGUACGACCCAGGCUUCACCCCGGACUUCCUGCACGGCUUGAUCCUGCCAACUCGAACGCAGAUGGCCCGCCUACAGGCCGUUGAAUUCUACCUUGCGCGGAGGCGGCGAGCGGCCAGGAACGGAUAUCCCCACGCAUUUCAAGGGUGCGGGGACCAGACAUCGUUUGCAGUUCGCUACUUCGAUUCGUCCUCGGAGCACAGGGAUCUCUUGGACGUGAUCCAGGCUGAGGCAGAGCGCCUGGAGGCCGAGAAGCGUGAAGAAUGGCGCAACAAGCGGAAGCAGUACGAGCUUCUGUGCGCUGAAAGCCAUCGGUCUGAGCACGAGCGGAAAUGGGACGACUGGCUAAAUCGGCGGUCGCAAAUGGAUGGCUUGAGGAUCGACAUCUUUGAGCGGCCCUUGCCAGACAACCCAACGCUGUCCAAGGCCGUGGUGUUCGAGAUAAGCGUCCCCGAGCCGGUCGUUAUUUGGCGGAACGUAACCACGGACCUCUUUCUCGAUGUAGAAAGCCGACUCUGGCUGGCAGCACGCCAUUCCGGCUUACGUGCUCACACUACCAGUACGAGUCGCGUCCAGCUAGCGUCUGAGAUCAAGCCAUUUGUGGCAUCUCACUACUGCAGCAAGCACAUCAAUGCGGUCAACGAGGCGGAUGUCUGCAUCCGGCACGCGGUGGCGAAGUACGACUACUACGAAGCCGACACCCAACUAGUAUUGUACACAGAAGUGUUCCAGGAGCCCUGUGUUCCGGCCAAGUGUUCGUUCGCAGAGCAUCAGGCUGGGUCGCCCCUGGACGCGUGGACACGGUCGACGUCGCACACCUCCAAUGACGUGAUUGCAUCGCAGUCGACCUGCCCGCCGGCCAUGUCUCUUGACGAGUUCAGGGCAUUUGGCCACCUCAGGUCCGGCGUGCGCUUGCAGUGGGCGAACGUGCUGUGCCAGCUGGAAAACCCGUCACUCAACUGGAACCGCGACUCGACGUUCUUCCUGGUCCUGCAGACGUGUCUCGAGGCAGGGCCUCCCAGCAGCAGCAGUGACGACUCGCCUCUCCGAGAGGCCCACAAGGACCUCCUGGACGAUCAGCUCGUGAGCCGCCUGCUCGAGGCGCUGACUCGGGCGCUUGAACGGUUCCGCGAGAACUGGCAGAACAAAAAUGCGGUCACUCUGUUGGCUUGUCUCGCAUCGCGCGUCUUGUCACUGAAAAAAGCGUCCGACACGCGCACUGGCUCAUUGCUGGCGUUCCUCUCCGAGAUCAGGAGCGUGGCGGUCCGUGACGCAAACGUGCGGCGGGAACUGGACGAGCGGGUGUUGAUGGCCGCGUUGAUUUGCAUGUCCACCUUCGACAUCGCUCGUGAACAUCUCGCGUCUGUCCUGACUGCUAUCAUCGCCCACGAUCACACGCCGGCUCCUACUAGCACCGACGAUGCGUCUAAUCCCAUCUUGGUCUUCCUCACACCGAUCGUCAAGGGAGAAGUCGUGAAGAAGGAUGGGAACCCGGGGAUCCAUGCAGCCAUUCGCCGGUUCUGGGCAGAUUACUCGCCGCCGGACUCUCGGUGGUCCGCGGGCAAACAGGAACACAUUUUGGAUGGUUGCAUGACCCGGGAAAAAGACAGUCCCGUCAAGAUCAGCCUCAACCUUCUUCACGGUCGUCUUCUCGAGUAUGAAUGCCAUCCAACCUACCAGCAACUCUUCGGGAACCAGAUCUUGGAGGUCAUGCCGUCGACCCGCAAGGGCAUGCAAUUUUCUGCCUGCCACGAGCAGCAGGGCUGGGUGGUGCAUUUUGCCAGGGUUGCCUCUGAGCUGGUGAUACAAGCCGUCUUGCAGCUUGACGACGACGACGACGCCGCCGAAACAGACUCGCGCAAAGAAUGCGAGUUCAUUCCUUCUUCAAAGCUUGGAAUCGAUGUGCCUGCGUCUUUCAAGAGGGACUAUUCGCAUUGGUUGGACCUUGCCACGCAAACCAUCGAAUUCCGAUCCGCAAGCGAGCCUUGGGCAUCCUCGCCGAAGAGCUGGUUUCUCGUCCAAGAGGGCGAACGCAGGGUGCUCUCGCGUGACGGGCGCUACCUGAUCGACCCCCAUAGCUCUACGGGGGAGGCAUUAGAAAACGUCGACAUUGUGUUCCACUCUGCCGACAGCAUGGUUGCCGUGGAUCUCCCAAGGUUUUCUCUCUCGUUCACCCUGGGGGAAGGCAAGUCCCACAUAACUUCCAAGCAUUAUUCCGGCAUGGGCAUCGACGAGUGCCAGAGCAUUGGCGCACUGGUGGGACUACAGAGCAAACUUGUUCUGCGAGAGGAAGGCGUCCCGGCCUGCUCUACACCGCGGAGGAUCGUUCUCGUGCCGAGGGGCCGGCUUUCGUGGAACAAGACGGCUGACCAUGUCAGUGUGAGCGUCGCCACUUCCGAGUUACUUCGCGUGAAGCAUGACGCCUUCACCGUUGGCUCGAUGCUCGGCCGGAUAUCAAGCAUGGGGGCGCUGUCCGGCAAAUUCUACCUGUGCCUCCUCCACGCGGUCACUUCCCACUGCCUUCCGGACCCGCUUACAUGCAGGACAGGGACAGAGGAAGCCCUGAGAAUCUUGAGCUCUGCGUCGGUCCGGUCUUUCCAACAGCUGGACGUGGAAUCUUACAACCUACUGCGCGAAAUAGCGAGCAUCUCUCCCCAGCGGAUCUACUAUCCUAAAGAGCUGAAGAGCAUGGAACAAGUGAUGUGGUCAGACAGCCUCCCAGUGUUGUCGCAGGCCGAGGCCUUUUUCCCAAUGGUUGAUUCCAUCGUUCAGCACGCAGAGGACUGCAAGCGGUUGCAGCAAAACACUAAUAGGGAGUCAGCCAAUCUCCCUAGUACUAGUAGUUUUGUGCCUUUCGACCAUAGUAGUAGCUCACCCUUGCUGGUCCGCCGGGCCAAGAUCAGAAAUGCCAUGUUCCGGGUCUCUGAGUUUGGCGCGGAAGAUCACACCACGGAGCUGGACCGUCCGUAUCCAGGACGACACGGCCACGGCCACGGCCGUGGCACACAACAAGGCGAGAAGCUGGAGAGGACCAGGCUCGUGACAAGGUGCAUCAUGUCCGGCCGCGCCAACCUCGUGGAGCGCCCGUCCGAUGAUGGAUUGCGCCAGGCCAUUCUCGGUAUCGCUGGCACCACGUUCCGUGGUUACGGUUUCGUUGGCGUCGACAUCACCUUCAAGCUCGAUUACCUCCAGCCGCACUCCCAUUCCCAGUCGCUGGCCGGUCUCUGGUUUGGGCUGCACCGGGACAUCCUACGAGAGCCGAAUAAGUACAAGAUCGCCUUCUUCCUCUCCGCCCUGAUGUAUGCCGAAGAGGCGAGCUGGGACGUCGUGCAGGCAUUGAUGGCCUUUGCCACCGACCGCUGCAGGUUCCACGCCAAGGUCACGCCGCCGACGGAGGAGCACUUCAAUUUGGCCUAUACAAAGUCGACGAUGCCGUGGCGUGCGAAGGAGAUUAUCGAGAGCUGUCUGAAAGGGUUUCAACAAUGCCCCGAGGCCAACAUGCCGCGGCUGUCUCACGAGGGGGAGAGCACGGCCGCUACUAGACGCCGCGAGGCCUGGAAAGCUCGGUCGACCCAACUGGCGAGCAUGUUCGCUUCGGAACUGGAAGGUCAGUGGAGGUGCAACUGGUGGAAAAGCCCGCCGUGCUGGACAGUGACCGAACCCACGGGUGACCAGUACGCCUCCUACACGGAUGUCGACGCAAUCAUGCUCGAGGUCAACAAGGCCCUGCUCCUCGUUCGGGGGACCGAAGCAUUCAACAAGUACUUGGACGACCUGAUCGGGGAGCUGAAUCGGAUGAGCCCGCUGUCGUGCGCGGACUUUGAGCAGCAGAAACGGACGCUCGACUCCCAUGACGGUCCCGUGGAGCCGGAGGAGGAACGAGUGUUGCGGCCGGGGUUCGUGAGAGCUAGUGCCCUGUUCUCCCGGCGCGCUCCGUCGACACAACGUCCUCAGCCGGCGGACUUCACCGAGCUCUACGACCGGGUGACGCAGACGGCCGGGGACAGCAGUCCGUUGGAUGUCCUUCUCAAUCGGCUUUCUGCGCUCUGCGGUCAGAAGCCGUAUCAGAUGGCGUACAUUGACGAACUCCGUUGCAGUUCCAGCAGCAUGGCCACCUUUCGCUACCAAUUAAGACAGGAACUUGGGGGUCUGAUGACCACUUUCGAGGACUACCUUCUCCAGUGCAAGCGGACGGCGGAGGAGAUACGCUGCAGCAUCCACGAGACACUCGCCGGAGAAUCUAUCAGCGACGGCUUGAGCCAGGCUGCCGCUCUGUAUCCUCGCAUUUCGCCGGUCUUCCUGCUCCAGCGUCUCACGCGCGGCUUUUGGGAGGACCUCCCGACGGACUGGCGCGUGUGUUUGGUCCACUACGGCCUGUCCCUGGCGUACCUGCAGCGGGCGGAACGGCUACUAGUCAAUGCCAGUAGACAUCCGGACCGAUCAGGGGAUCUUCUCAAGGAGAUACUCAACACGGGCAGCCACGCAUCCGAGGACGGCGAUCCCCUGAGCUUCCCGGAGAGCCUCGUCCUCGAGCUGGAGCAGGGCAUCCUCAUUCGUCCCGUACAGCGGGGGAUUGCCGCCAAGAUGCGAAGUCCGCCCGGGGGAAGCAACUCGGUCAUGCAGCUGAACAUGGGCGAGGGCAAGUCUUCCGUCAUUGUCCCCAUCGUGGCCGCCUCGCUCGCCGACGGCAGCCGUCUCGUCCGCGUUGUGGUGGCCAAGCCGCAGUCCAAGCAGAUGAUGCACACCCUCAUAGCCACGCUGGGCGGGCUGAUCAACCGUCGUGUCUUCCAUCUCCCAAUCUCGAGGGGAAGCCGUCUGGGCAGCGCCGAUGUCGAAGCUGUGCAACGGAUGCUCGACACCUGCAGGGAAGAGGGCGGCGUGCUUCUCGUGCAGCCGGAGCACCUCCUGUCCUUCAAGCUCAUGUGUCUCGAGAGCACGUGGGCCGACCGCUCGCGGAGUGAGCGUCUGGGGAAACAGAUCCUGGACGUUUACCGCAGGUUUGAGGACAUCUCCCGGGAUAUUGUGGACGAGAGCGACGAGAACUUUAGCGUCAAGAAUGAGCUUGUCUACACCAUGGGCUCCCAGCAACCCAUCGACAUGAGUCCUGAGCGCUGGACAAUCAUCCAAGAACUCAUGGACGUCGUACUAGAGGUCGCUAGGAGGCUGACAAGCGGCCCUGACGCAGGGACGGUGAGCGGACUGCUUUUGGAGGAGGAGGAUGGGACGAGUGGGCGGUUCCCUACGAUCCGGAUCUUGGAGGAAGCAGCGUCGAAGAGCCUGGUGAACGCCAUCGCCGAGCGUGUGUGCCACUCGGGGCUGCGAGGGUUCCCGAUCCAGUACCAGUCGAAGCACAUGCGGCAGGCGGUGCUGGAAUACAUCCUCCAACCGAACCCGACCCCCCAGCAGGUAGCCGCAGUCGAGAACGCCAGCAGCGGGUUCUUCAGCGAACAGGCCACGAAAAAUGCGCUUUUUUUGCUCCGAGGGCUGCUUGCAACCGGCGUGAUCAGCUUUGCGCUGGGCCAGAAGCGUUUCCGUGUGAACUACGGCCUAGCCGGCCCUGACCGAAUCCCGCCGACUAUGCUCGCCGUCCCCUACCGGGCGAAGGACUCGCCGGCGCCGCGCUCCGAGUUCAGCCACCCAGACGUCGUCAUCGUCUUGACAUGCCUCAGCUACUACUACCAGGGUCUGUCAGACAACGAACUGCGCACCAGCCUGGAAGCGCUGAGCAAGUCGGACCAGGCGGAGCAGGAGUACAGCAGAUGGGCCGCCGCCGCGUCUCCCCGGCUCCCCUCGUCCCUGCGUCACUUCUCGGGCGUCAACCUCGAGGACGACGUCCUCUGCAAGCAGAGCAUCUUCCCAGCCGUGCGCUACGCAAAGCCCGCCAUCGACUUCUACCUGGCCACGGCCGUGUUUCCGAGGGAGAUGCGCGAGUUUCCGUCCAAGCUCUCGGCAUCGGGAUGGGACCUCGGCAAGGGCAAAAGCACCGGUUUUAGCGGAACAAACGACUCCAAGUAUGUGCUCCCGCUUUCGGUGACGGCGCUCGACCUCCCCGAGCAGCGGCACACCAACUCGUCGGUAUUGGCCUGCCUCCUCCGGGACGAGAACAAGGUUCAGGAGCUCGGAGUCGGGGGCGGUGACGACCAAGCAUGCGGCCCCCAACAAGCGCUGACGGUCGACGCGGUGCUCGCGGCCGUGGCCACCACCACCACCACCUCCUCCUCCUCCUCCUCCUCCUCCUCCUCCUCCCAAGAACCGAUGCGUGUGAUUCUGGACGUGGGAGCCCAGAUCGUUGAGCUCAGUAACUUGCAGGUUGCAGAGCGCUGGCUGCAAUUGGUUCCAGCCGGGGAGGCGGACGCGGUGAUGUUCUUCAACGACCAAGACGAGCUGUCUGUGCUCACCCGCAACGGCAUUGUCGAGUCGCUCCUCGCCUCGCCCUUUGCAACCCAGACAGACCGCUGUCUGGUUUUCCUUGACCAGGCGCAUACCAGGGGUACCGACUUGAGGCUGCCCGACUCUUACCGCGCAGCGGCCACCCUCGGACCCGGGGUGACCAAAGAUACGCUCGUUCAAGCCUGCAUGCGAAUGCGAAAGCUCGGCCAGGGCCAGUCGGUCACCUUCUGCAUCUCAUCCGAGAUGAAAAAGCGAAUUCGGAAGCUUGCAAACGUCGAGGAGUCCCGAAAGCUCACCGUCAGCGAUGUCCUGGUGUCCGCCAUCGCUGAAAGCUGGGAGGAUGCCUACCGAAGCCUGCCCCUCUGGGCUACACAGGGAAUCCGCCACCAGUACCAGGAGAUCGUUUGGAGUAGGGUGGACAGAACGGGUGAACUUACAGUUGAGGAUGUGGAGGAGUACCUCGAGAACGAAGCCCAGACGCUCAAGCAGAGGUAUGACCCUCUGGCGGAGGCGAGCGGCGGCAACUCGCAGAGCGUCAGCGCCCGACUCCGCGCUGCGCUCAAGUUGGACGCCCGCCACGAACAGGUAACCAGAAUCAGGGACAAGUGCGUCGAGUUUGGGCUCGCCAACCUCGACGCCAUGGGCAACCUGCAGGAAGAGCAAGAGCGCGAGCUGGCCCCGGAGGCGGAGAGCGAGCGCCAGAUCCAGCGGCCGCCUCCCCAAGAGCCAGCCGUGCACCGUCUGCACGCCGACGUCCGCGCCUUCGCGCUCUCCGGCGUCUUCAACCCACAGAGUCCGGCCUUCCUCCCGGCCUUCCAAUCGCUGGAGACCACCAGCGCGGCCGCACUCUUCAAGUUGCCCCUGGCCAAUUUCCCCAGCGAGUUGCUCGUGACGGCCGACUUCGCGCGCACCGUCAGCGCCGAGUUCGACACCAGGGGAUCCUCUUACUCGGACGCCUACCAGCGACCCGUCCAGUGGCUGCUCACCCAGUCCAGCCCCGCCGCGCGGUACGGCAUGCACAUGGUGAUCGUCAGCCCGUGGGAAGCGAACGAGCUCAAGGGCCUUCUCCUUAGCAGUAGUAGUAGUACUAGUAGUACUGUUACCACUACCACCCAGGCAUCACCACGACCGCCACCAUCAUCAGGUGCUGCUGCUGUUGUUGGCCCAGUCCAGCUGCGCGCCUACCUCCCACGCGCCAGCCUCUCGUACCGUUCCAUGGAAGACCUGAACAUAUAUACAAUCCCGUCGAGGCAGUCUCCUGCUCCACCACGGGACCUGGUCCGCCAACUCAACCUCUUCUCUGGCCAGCUGUACCUGCGCUCUUACCAGGCCUACGUCCGUCUGUGUCGCUACCUGGGGCUGUCGUACAGACCCAACGCUGCGUGGGAUACCGACUUGCCGGCCGACGGGUUUGUGGGUCGGGCCGGGGGCGGAGAGGGAUAUGAGGAGUGCGGGUUCGAGGAGGCCAGUCCGAUGGCGUUCCUUAGGGUGUUGUUUAAGCGGGUGAGGAGGGACUGUGUCGUGGAUGGGCAGGUGGAGAGGACCCAUAUGGGGAGGGUGUUAGCGGGGGAGAUUUUGAGGGACGCUGACUUUGAGGUUAUUGGCAAUGAGGAGGAGGAGGAGGAGAAGGAGUGACCGGAUGAGCUGUGAGACGGGAUGUGUGUGGAUGUGACUGGGCAUUGCAACAUGUGUCGGAUACUUCGCAGUGGGCGCCUAAGGAGAACGGAGGAAGCUGACUUUGGGGCUUGGUUGUGCUUAUCUAGAGGAGGACGGUGCUUAAUGGCUUCUGGCGAUGGACACGGGUCUGAAUGGGCGCCGUUUUUCAAGUAACAUGCAUUACUUAAGUAGGC